UAGAUAUAAUGGAAUUUUUGUAGCUAGUAUUAAACCUGCAUGGUUAUUAAUAGCAAAUAAAUAUUCUAAGAUGGUGACUGGAUUACAACAUAUCGUGAGUUUAAAUCCCAAAGCUUUCAG
Molecule: messenger RNA, 120 nt
Organism: Funneliformis geosporum
Lineage: Eukaryota; Fungi; Glomeromycota; Glomeromycetes; Glomerales; Glomeraceae
Source: the annotation of a GenBank genome assembly